Messenger RNA from Mercenaria mercenaria, 2193 nucleotides. RefSeq lists its product as uncharacterized. Bases 1 to 2193 code for a protein of 730 amino acids. Lineage: Eukaryota; Metazoa; Mollusca; Bivalvia; Venerida; Veneridae. The record is from RefSeq and is a predicted model, not a curated record. The transcript has 14 exons.
AUGGUUGUUUAUAAACCAAGGAACGCGUUAAAAGGGAUCGAAGCUUGCGUUUUUAUUUUUUUCCAUUUCCAGGUAGAUUUACUUUCGGUUACAACAGUUGAAGGCAUUGUCAUAUUUAACUGGGUCGAAACUGAAAACUACAGUUUUGAAAAUGUAUAUAGCGUUGAGACACAUAUACGCGGUUGUCAGUCAUUCAUUGUUGAGCACGGGAUCAGUAAGGACUCAUUCGUUCAGCUAAGCAAAGAGCCGUUCACUAUUGAUAAGUCACGUGAAGUCGAGGAACCCCGUACCAUUAUAUUCUACGAAUCGUUUCCGGCACGAUAUUUGCGUUUAUAUCCCCUUGGACAUGACAACAGAAAGCCCGUCUGUCUCAAACUAGAACUCCUAGGUUGUAGGAAGCGAGGGACGCUUUCGCUCAGUUGUCAUCAGAAUCAACACCGGGACAUAUUUGAAACUGAUCAGAUAUUCAUACCAUCGUCAAACAAAAUUGAAACAAGAUUCAAUAUGUCAUACAGUGAUUGUCAAGACUUCUGUCUGUACAACAGAACUGAAUGUGUUGGUAUUGAUCUGUCAAACAGUACUUGUAAAUUGUUCAUGUCUGACGAGAGGCAAAGUUAUAAAAGAUUGCAGUCAAAUUCCGGAGCAGCAACGGCGCCAUGCUGGCAAGGUCUGUUAUUUUUGUAUAGAAUAUAUACAAGUGGAGUACUUCUGGAAACUAUAUAUUUUAAUAUAUUUGAAGACAGCCUGUUAAAUACACAAGAUAAGCGUAUCGUAGUUAACAACUUCAGUGUUUUAACAAGUGUUGGAUAUCCAUUUCGCUACGACGAUAAUCAAGUUGAUAGGUGGAAUAUAUCUUCAGCGACAGGCAAACUUAUAACGCUACAAUUCACAGACAUCUCUCUGAAAACAUAUGAUCGGGUCGAGGAUUCGCGCCUGUUUCAAAACAAAGGUUUAUGUAAAGAUGAGAUUAUCGUCACGACAAAAGAAACAUAUAGAAUAGCAAACCAUUCGGAAGGAAUUAUCUAUAGCUUUGACAAUAAGUAUAAUGGAAAAUAUCCGAAUGCCCCUGUUCCAUAUUCAAAUAUUUUUCUGGAGUUCCGGACUUGCACACAGAGACAAACUGAUGCCCAGCUGUAUAGAGGAUUUACUGUAUAUAUUUUUGAGGAAGACUCGCGACAUAUAUGCUUGCCUGAUAUUUUUUGUGAGACGUCGCCGAUGGAACUCUCAUCUGGAAGUUUUCUUGGACAUUUGCUGCUUGAUGUAGACAUGGUUAUUGAAUGGUAUAUCGACCACGCUUAUAAACAUAGUGUCCGUUUCGAGCUUCUGGACUUCGACAUUAGUUGUAGUUCUGGAACUCAGUUUAUUAUCACCGCAGCGUCUACAUAUACCGGCACAUGGCAGAAAACAUUCUGUAAUGGAAACAGAACAUACGGCGCAUUUCAAGUUGAUGGGGAUUUUUUCUUCGUACAAUUUUACACCGCUCUUGAAACGUGCGGACAACUUCUAUUUCAAGAAGGAUUUCGUUUAUCCUUUAGGACACCCGAAAGCAAAGAUAAACUGAUGAACCUGACUACAUUCCAAACAGAAAUUAUAGACAACCUUCCAAUAAUGGUUACCAUCACCUCCUUCCCUAUACAGAAAGCUGAUGCUUCGACCGACAAGUUCAACGAAGGCAGAGUUCGAAUAGUGUGUUCGGACACAUUUAAGAAAUGUUACACGAUUUAUAUUGGAAUGCCUCCAAUGUCGUGGAUGGACUCAAUGAACAUGUGUAGGCAGAGGAACAAAACACUCGUUAGAUUUAGAUCCAAGCUAGAAAUGGAAUAUGUGCGGCAAGCUGUGUCAGCUUGGAUGAUAGAUAUAGACAUCCCAGUUCUGCGUUACUUCUACUACAGUAUUCGGCUUAUCAUUGGCUUGACCCGUUUCGCAAUAAACAACCAAAGAUAUCGAGACUACUGGUCAGAUGGAAGCCUUGCGGAAUUCACAGCUUGGGAUAUGAAUGAGCCAAAAGAUGUUUAUUUCCGACGUUGUACCAGUAUGUCCUUAUCUGAUAAUCGAGGCUGGAAAACAGAAAAUUGUGACGAAAUGUCUUUGGUGAAUAUUGUGUGCGAGACAGCAACAACUCAAGAUUACAAGGGAACAGGCUCAACUGUGCUUAAAAUUCCAAAUUUCCAUAGCACUUUAGCGUGCAAAUGA